Molecule: messenger RNA, 1055 nt
Organism: Triticum aestivum (bread wheat)
Lineage: Eukaryota; Viridiplantae; Streptophyta; Magnoliopsida; Poales; Poaceae
Exons: 2
Coding region: 127-849 (240 amino acids)
Cellular component (GO): nucleus
Molecular function (GO): transcription cis-regulatory region binding
Source: RefSeq, a predicted model, not a curated record
UUCAGUACGCAGCUUCUUUACAUAAGAGCAGGCCUUGAUCAAUUGCACUUCACAGCCACUCUCACAACGCAAACAAUCUCCCUAACUUACAGUGCAGCAGCCUCGUCUCAGUUCAGUUCGCCUGACAUGCCCAGCAGCAACGCGAGCCCGGGCGCCCGCGGGCCAUGGAGCGACGGCGAGACGUCGGCCCUCGUGGACGCCUGGGGCCCGCUGCACCUCCGUCGCGACCCAGACCCCCUUGCCGUGGAGGACUGGCGCGUCGUGUGCAGUGCCGUCAACGCCCAGCGCGCCGCCGAAGGCGGCCGCUUCAACCGCACACUCGUCCAGUGCCAGAAGCGCGUCUACACACUCAAGGACCAGUACAUGAAGGAGCUCGCCAAGGGGCGGCCGACAUCGGGGUGGCGCCACUUCGCCCGGCUCCGGGCCUUCCUGGCCGCCUCGCCUCCUGGCUUCGUUGGCAAGACGCCGGCGGCAUCCGUCAAGAAGGAGAAGGCCGCCAAGGCGCCGGCGGCAUCGUCCGUCAAGAAGGAGGAGGCCGCCAAGACGCCGACGGCAUCGUCCGUCAAGAAAGAGGAGGAGGAGGUGGAGGAGGAGACGAGUCCCGGCUUCCCAGCAACGAUGCCGGCGACCGUCGUCAAGAAUGAGGAGGUGGUUGGGUGUGGUUGCGAGUUGGUUGGGAGAGCGAGGUGCUGUCCGGGGGCGGUGGUGAUGAAGCUUGCGGAGGUGUAUGAGCGCGUGGUGAUGGAGAGGCUCAACGUCGAGGAGAAGAGGAUGGAGAAGAUGUCAUGUUGCAGCAUGGGGCACAAGAAGAUGAAGGUCGAGAAUCCGGAGGGAGCUGACAGCAACUAACUUCUCUCACGACGCACGCACGCAGGGGUUUGAUCUGCGGACGACGGAGGUUGAUGCAUGCAUUGUAGGCUGAAACGGAGCAGUGUUUUCCUUUUCUUUUUCUUUUCUUUUUCGCGAAAUCCGGAGCUAUAGUUUAUCUUGUUCUAUCUCUCUCAAAAAAAAUGUAUCUCGUUCUACACUUAAUUUAAUUAUUAUUACUAGCACUG